AUGAACCUUUCGCACGUCAUCGCGUCAUCACAGAGUCCGAAUCCAUACACGCACACAGGUUUCGUAGCGUACCAAUACUUCCUACACGUCGUCCCGAGAACCUACAUUGCCCCUCGUUCCGUGCCCCUCCAAACACACCAAUACGGCUUAACGCACUACAUCCGCAUAAUGCAGUAA
Molecule: messenger RNA, 177 nt
Organism: Laccaria bicolor S238N-H82
Lineage: Eukaryota; Fungi; Basidiomycota; Agaricomycetes; Agaricales; Hydnangiaceae
Exons: 2
Coding region: 1-177 (58 amino acids)
Source: RefSeq, a predicted model, not a curated record